Molecule: messenger RNA, 3825 nt
Organism: Diatraea saccharalis (sugarcane borer)
Lineage: Eukaryota; Metazoa; Arthropoda; Insecta; Lepidoptera; Crambidae
Source: the annotation of a GenBank genome assembly
AGUUCGGCAUACUCCGCCGGCGUAAACGGUCGGGCGGGCCAGUCUCAUUGGCUCUCGAACCGUGUAACUUGAAUAAGACAAGGAAUUAUGCGAUAUCUUAUAGUUUAAGAUGUAGCCGCAGUUCCGUCGGACUUUAUCAGUUAUUGCUUGGAAAAGUGUUACAAAUUACUUUGUGUAAUUGUCCGUGGAUCUUGAAACGAUGCGUCUUCCGAACAAUUCUAUAGACAUAUCUACAGACCCCAAGUUACAGCUGUUGGAUGCUUUGAUGAGAGACUGUUACACAGUGAACACAUCGCACAGUAAAAUAGACAACGAAAAUUCUAUUGACUCGUUUGAUGGAGUCUGGUGUCCGAGAACUUUCGACGGCUUUUCUUGUUGGGAUGAAACUCCUGCAGGCUUCACUACGUACCAGCCAUGCCCUGAAUUCGUCAUCGGCUUUGACUCGAAACGCUUCGCAUACAAAAGAUGCAUGGAGAACGGGACCUGGUUCCUUCAUCCCGAGGGAAACAAACCAUGGACCAAUUACACCACAUGCAUUGACAUUGAAGAUUUAAGCUUCAGGAGUGUUGUCAACAACAUUUACGUGAUAGGAUAUUCCGUCUCUGUGGCUGCACUUAUAUUGUCUAUUAUGAUUUUCCUUCACUUCAGGUCACUACAGUGUACGCGCAUAAGAAUCCACGUGCACCUAUUUCUAGCGUUUGCCCUCAACAACGUACUGUGGAUAGUGUGGUACAAAACCGUCGUUGAGAAAGUCAGUGUCGUUCAAAAUAAUGAGAUAUGGUGUCAAGUUCUCCAUGUCUUAACGAACUAUUUCAUGGUGACAAGUUACAUUUGGAUGUUUUGCGAAGGAUUACAUCUUCACAUUGCUCUUGUCGUCGUGUUUGUAAAGGAUGAAGUAGCAAUGAGAUGGUUCCUGGUGACUGGGUGGGGUUUGCCCUUGAUGAUCGUCGGCGUCUACACGAUAGCCCGCUUCUUCACCCCUGGAGCAACAGUUCGGUGCUGGAUGGAGCAGAGUGACACAUUCUGGAUUAUAAUUAUUCCUGUCCUGAUUUCAUUGUUUGCUUCAUUCGUAUUCCUCAUAAACGUUGUGCGUGUAUUACUGACGAAACUGCAUCCCGUUCCAAAUCAACAAGCAACUGCAGCUAUGAAGAAAGCUGCCCGAGCCACACUUAUUUUGAUUCCACUAUUUGGACUCCACUUCGUCUUAAUACCACUUGUACCAAAAACAAACACACCGGGGGAGUGGAUCUAUCAAGUCGUCUCAGCCUUACUCACAAGUUUGCAGGAUCAAACCACGGCAGGGAAAGGUGGAACGCAGAGCACGAAGCAAAUGCAUUGAAAUUGGGCCUAUGCGUGGCAGUGCUUUUCUGUUUCACUAACCACGACGUGAUAAUCGUACUAAAGGCGGCCACAUCACGACUAUUGAAAAGGAAUGACGGCAUCGUUAUGACCGGUAUAACGGCCGGCGAAAGUUUGAUGAAUACAAGAGAAAACGUCAUCUAAACGUACUUAGAAACAUUUAAUCUCAACUAUUUGAUAAAAGUUACUUUGACAGGAUCGUACCGGACAGGGCAGGGAAGGGCAGCCCUCGAAGCAUGAACGCCGCAUAUCACAUGACAUGUAAUAAAAUUUGUCGCGCAUAUUCGGUCGAUAAGACCACUAAGCCAGCUGCCUGUUGACGCUUAAAGUUGACAGUCCAGGAGCUCCGAUUUGCCUCUUCCUGACUCAGAACCCUGAUUUGCUAUUCUGGCCAAGAGACUGGAUAAGGUUUUGGGCCUCAUUCUUUCCAACUAAGUUUUAUACUUAUAAAGUACAAUUUUGUGUGUAAGUGUUUAGUCAUUAUGUAUUUUUGCUGUUUGAAUUAUGAAUAUGUACUCACUGUUUAUAAAACGGAAUACAUAUAUGUUGUCUUAUAUAAACACUUUUUGUUUUAAUCUAUUCUUCUUAAUUCUUGUAAUGUUUAUUAAGACCAUUUGUAUAGAAAUACUAUUGUUAUCGUUAAGUUAAAAUAUUAAUUUAAGUUAUCAUUUAAUGCUAAAGCGAUGUAUUGUAAAAUGUCUAUAAAGUUAUUAAUUCUUAAUAUAUCGUUUUAAGUCUCUCCGUUAGCUUUACUCAACUAAUAAUUUUAAGUGAUUAACUAAUAAGUACGAUCAAUGUUCGGGCGGGAAUUCGAAACACUUUCGAUGAUUCUACAUCUACCUACUUAUAUAUCUGAAUCCGUUUUUAAUGACUAAAUAAAUAAUAACUUAAACAAUACAUAACCAUUAAAUUUUAUUUAUAAGCUAUGUCAAAUAAACAGUAUGACAAAUGUUUCAUGCCCACCGAUGGUAUCGCUAUGAAUUUUAAUAAAUAUUUUUAUUGAUAAGUUUUGUAUUGUAAGUUUUUGCUUACCUCUAAAACGCUGCUUUCAUUAAUUCCUUGAUUACAAAUUAAAGUAUUUAUUAGAAUUUAAAAACAACCAACGUGAUAUUAUCAUUUUUAGAUACUAAAAUAUUUAUGUCAAUUAUAUCAAUACAAUAAAUAAUUUCUCCUUAUCAGCGAUAUCUUGCAAUCUUUGUGAAGAAGCAAUUAGAUGAAAUGUUAAGCAUUUUGUUAAGACUUUGUAACUUAAGAAUCUAAUACUUUAUCUAGAUAAACACAAAGUAUUUAACAGUAUCAUGUUCCGCCACAGACUGCGUAGCUCGCUUCAUAUAUACUACGUUUAUCUAUAAUAGUCGCUACAUACAUAGGAAUCAGAUACGUAUCGCGCUAAACAUGUCCAAAUUAUAAAUUGCCUACAUUUUUAACCGACUUCAAAAAAAGGAGGAGGUCCUAAAUUCGCCUGUACUUUUUUUCUGUUUGUUACCUCAUAACUUUUACGAGGGUGGACCGAUUUGAUGAUUCUCUCUUUAUUUGAAAGCUAGUGCUUCCCAUUUUAAUUUGGCCCAGAUCUGGCAAUGGCAUCUAUGAGAAAACCAUAUAAGUAUUAAAUUAGCAUUAAGUAUGCGUGAUGUUUGUUACCCCAAAACUCAAAAUAUCACGAAAAAAAUGGAACUGACUUCAAAUAAAAGAAAGUGAUAAAUAAUACCUAUCUUAAAAAUAGGUAUUAUUUUAACUAAAUAUAUAAGAAAUAUUUCACAUUCAUUGAAAUUUUUCAUUUGUUUAUUUUCUUCAUGAUAAAUCCAUUCAAAAUGUUUACUCAGUCUUGCCAUAUGUAUAAGUUAGCCUUCAUGAGAUUUUUUUAUUUUUUUAGAUAUUUGUUUGCUGGUGUUGAAUCAUGUAUUUAAUAAUAUGAUAAAUCAGCCAAGGGCGAUUCUCACGCACGAACAAUUCCGCACCACUCGCUGUAAAAAUAAUUCAAAUCAUGUGUGUACCUCUAAAAUAGAAGCUCAUUCAUUUUAUUCCAUUUUUAAUUUAUUACUAUCGCGCCAACAGAAUUACAUCAUCUGUGAUAAUAUCAACAGCCUAGCUGACACGGUUCACGAGAUACAGCCUGAUAACAGACACAAGGACUGCGAAGUCUUAGUAAUAGAGUUCCGCAAUUACUCAAAGAGUACGAAAUUCUAAGUGAUUUGCUCCAGGUUCUACUACAUAUAUUUUUGUAUUCUGCUUUUGAAUAUUGUUAACGCUUGUCCUCUCUUAAAUCAGUGUUAGAAUAUCUUUGAUAAGGAAGUAUUUAUAAAUUAAUAUUUUUGUUAUUGCAAGAUUAUGUAAGUUAAUUAGUCUUUAAGUCUUUAGAAAAAUGUUAUAAGGAAUGUCUUAAAACAUUAUGUAUAAUUGUCUACCGGAUGAAGGGUAAAUAAAGUAUUACAUACGUUCCUCAAAAGGUUUGGAAGUUUCAUUUUA